AUGGAAAUUUUCUUUGACAAACUCACCAAGUACAUUGGAAAGAAUGUCAAACAACUCAUCAAUGAUAAAUAUUCGUUCCGAUUUCAUAAAGAUAAGGUGUUUUAUUUGAGCAAUCAAGUAUUACAAUUUGCAGAGAAUAUAACGUUUGAACGACUGAAAACCAUGGGUGUGUGUUUCGGUAAAUUCAGCAAAUCGAAAAAGUUUAAACUGGAGAUUACUUGUUUGGACUAUGUGGCUCAAUAUGCCGAGUAUAAAGUGUGGGUGAAACCUCAGGCGGAACUCUCCUUCCUGUACGGAAAUCAUAUUUUGAAGACUGGUCUCGGAAAGAUGACUGAAGACUGCCCACAAUAUCAAGGAGUUGUUGUUAUGAAUAUGAAUGAUGUUCCGUUGGGAUUUGGUGUUACAGCCAAAUCUACGGAAGAGUGUAGAUAUGUAAAACCAACAGAUAUUGUUUGUUUCCAUCAGGCCGAUGUUGGUCAAUAUUUGAGAGAUGAGGAUACUUCUUCCAUGUUUUAA
This is a messenger RNA of Naegleria lovaniensis, 516 nucleotides long. RefSeq lists its product as uncharacterized. The coding region runs from base 1 to 516 and encodes 171 amino acids. Gene Ontology annotation, molecular function: RNA binding. Gene Ontology annotation, biological process: ribosome assembly; ribosomal large subunit biogenesis. Gene Ontology annotation, cellular component: nucleolus; preribosome, large subunit precursor; nucleus. The record is from RefSeq and is a predicted model, not a curated record. Lineage: Eukaryota; Heterolobosea; Eutetramitea; Acrasida; Naegleriidae. The transcript has a single exon.